GGGCCGCGUCCAAAACCGCAUACUAGCGCACUAAAAACCGUCUAACGUGAACGGUGUUUUCUCGGUCCGUCGUGAUGCCCUGAGCGCGGGGCUGGCACAGGAAAGGAAGGGGAGAAGAAGCCUCUGAAUUAUCGCCCCCGUGCAACGCAAGACAUCUUUAAAGUUGUGGCAGACAUGUUCUCCACCGAGACAGCACACUAAAGCCCGGGGAAGGGAUUCACGCCUGGCCAGACCAUGCAUUAGGAGAUGAUGUCCAGUUGACAUCCAGAGCUUGUUUUCUACAGGUGUUUUCAGACUUCUGCAUGAUGAGCGUCGCUGGAGGAACACUGUGCAUCCUUUAGCGCUCUACACUGGUCCCUUCAUUCCGUCUCAGCAGGUUGCUCAGGGACAGGCACAAAGACAGCAGCGCAGAGAUCCAGGGAAAAGGUCACCAUGGAGACCCACCUGAACGGCCAUGUUAACGGCCAUGCGGUCGGCGACGAGAGUAAGAGCGUGCGCAACGGUUUGGUCAAUGGUUUUCAUAAGGAAGUGGUGCGAAUUACAAUCCCCGGUCCGCCCAGCUCUUCAUUUCCCACUGAGUGGGGCAAGACUGCCAUGGCCUUGUUAUAUGCCAUCUGCUGCUUGAUUUUAACCACUGUAAUGAUCUCUGUAGUCCACGAACGUGUGCCUCCCAAGGAGGUGAGCCCUCCAUUGCCUGAUAAGUUCUUUGACUUUUUCGACCGUGUGGAGUGGGCUUUUACUGUGUGCGAGAUUAACGGGAUGAUUCUGGUGAUCUUAUGGAUCUUACAGUGGAGUCUUUUGAAACACAAGUCCAUUGUUGGUCGGCGGUUCCUGUUCAUUGUAGGGACUCUGUACCUGUAUCGGUGUAUCACCAUGUACAUCACUACUCUGCCUGUUCCAGGGAUGCACUUUAAGUGUUCAGCUAAGCUGCAUGGAGAUUGGCAGUCCCAGAUGUGGCGGGUGAUGAAGAUGCUUGCCGGAGGAGGUUUGACCAUCACUGGCUCUCAUCACAUGUGUGGGGACUACCUGUACAGCGGCCACACGGUCAUGCUGACCCUCACCUAUCUCUUCAUUAAAGAGUACUCUCCGAGGCGCUUCUGGUGCUAUCACUGGGCGUGUGGGACGCUGUGCAUCGUUGGCGUGUUCUGCAUCCUUCUCGCUCAUGAUCACUACACCAUAGAUGUCAUCAUUGCCUACUUCAUCACCACACGCCUUUUCUGGUGCUACCAUACCAUGGCUAAUCAGUCAGAACUCAAAGCAGCGUCUCCAAGCAACUUCCUGUCACGUGUGUGGUGGUAUUGGGUUUUGCAGUAUCUGGAGCGGAACGUGCAAGGCGUUGUCCCUCGCAGCUACCACGUCCCGUUUUCAUGGCGAUCAGUACAGUGGGGCACGGUGAAGUACACCAGGAUCGACUCUGACUGAUCGUAAAAGCUCAACCUGAAGAGCGAGACUCUUAAAGACUUUCCUUAAGUGCCAGAUCAUGUGACAGACCAAGCCAAUCCCUUUAGUGCUCAGCUGCAAGGCGCACCGGUCCAUCUGACUUUCCAAACUUCAUCCAAAGCAUUUCAUUCCUCACCCACUACCUGCAUUCCUUCCGCAUUUCAGACCUAAUGCAUUAUGGGAUGCGUGGUGUGUAGUACCCAGGGCUAGAGCGAAUAACAAAUGCCUUUAGCACGUACUGUAGCACCUGCCAAAUGUCAUCACGUGAUGUUUAACAAAUCGCUAAUUUGGUACAUGGUCUGCCUCUGUCUGUUACUUGAACAUGCAGUAAAGUGAACCAGAUACAGAGAUUUCCAUUUGCUUACAGACUGAGCCAUUUUGCCAUGUUUUAAUAAAAGACUGGCCUACUUGAGAGAGUGGAAUCGAGUUUACCCAGUCAGCGGGUUUUUCCAGACUGUUCGCUUCACCCAAGUGUAGAAGUGUCCCUUUAACUGAAAAUCCGAUAGUUUAUUAUUUUUUUCUUCCUUUCAGAAAACGACAUGCAGGGAAGCAGAUGUUUGAAGAGAAGUGUAGUUUUGUAGCUACCCACUUAAAAUGUGCUUUCGAUAAGAAUAGCGAUUUAUUUUUCAGAGUAAAUCUGUCAUGUUUUUUUUACAUGCACAGCAAAAGGAGACAAAAAAGACUGUUUGCUUUUGGUGAUACGAACUUCCUCAGUGCCUUUCAUACCAGGAUUGGACAGUGAUCCUAUGGUUUGUAUGUGUGUGGUUUUUAUUUUUUAUUUUUGGCAUCUCAGUGGUAUAUUAAUGUUGAUAAGAGCCUUGAAAUCAAGGCAGAAAUCCCCAGUACUACACGAAGCAUGAGACUGCAGCAGCUUUUAAACACUGAAACCACUUCCUUGUGUAAUAUUUAGGUUGGAGGCAAAAUCUGGCGCGAAAUUCUAAAAGGAAACACGAGACGUCAUAAACGUCUAUUGAUGGGAAGUGGAAAGGUAUUAAUACUGUAUAUGUUAGUAUUAUUUCUUUGGUAAAUUGGUAUAACUGCAAGGUUGCAGUGUCUUUGUUUGCGUCAACCUAAAAUUGACAUUCAGAGCAGUUGUUCAUAGACAUGCAGUGUAUGAGGAAAAAUAUAAAAUGAUUAAGAUGUACUAUCUUUAUUUGUUCUCAAUUUUUAUCAGCAAAGCGUAUUUGGUUUUAGGAAAUACCCAAAACUUAGCAUGCUCUAUAAAUAAUUUUUACCAAAUUUGUCUCUUUUCAACCAUUAAUGACCACCAAGACAGUGUCUAUAAUCAGUUUUGUUGUUGUUGUUAUUAUUAUUGUUGUAUGAAAUUUAUUUAUUAUCAUAUCUCUUGAAGUAUUCCAUGCAAUGGAAUAUGGAAGCACAUUUCAUUUGUCUAAGACAAAUGGCUUUGUCUUUGCUGGUUCUGCUUUCAUACCCUACAGUCGGAUAGGAGAGUAGUUUCAAUGUCUUUGUGCAUUGAUGACUUGGGAGCGUGUUCGAUCAGGUCCACCCCGUCCAGUGUAGUUCAUGAGCCAGAUCCUACUUUGUUCAUAAGCUGAUAACAAUGAAUGAGCUGUCCUGUACAACACAUCAUAAGAAAAGCUGCUAACACUUUAUAUAUUUUUUUUUUUUGCCAAAUAAAUGACAACCAUUAGCACACAACUAAAAUGAUUCCGAAGUUGUUGUGGUUAUUUCGAAACACUUUUGUGUCUGAAUGAAUAUCUCUAACCAUGCAGUGCCUUCGAAAAGAUUGUGGGUGGGGUUAA
Neoarius graeffei (lesser salmon catfish) is the source of this 3203-nucleotide messenger RNA. RefSeq names its product sphingomyelin synthase 1b (gene sgms1b). Gene Ontology annotation, biological process: ceramide biosynthetic process; sphingomyelin biosynthetic process. Lineage: Eukaryota; Metazoa; Chordata; Actinopteri; Siluriformes; Ariidae. The transcript is spliced from 6 exons. Gene Ontology annotation, molecular function: sphingomyelin synthase activity; ceramide cholinephosphotransferase activity. Bases 433 to 1422 code for a protein of 329 amino acids. Gene Ontology annotation, cellular component: Golgi membrane; endoplasmic reticulum membrane. The record is from RefSeq and is a predicted model, not a curated record.